Molecule: messenger RNA, 4112 nt
Organism: Archocentrus centrarchus (flier cichlid)
Lineage: Eukaryota; Metazoa; Chordata; Actinopteri; Cichliformes; Cichlidae
Gene: ppm1la
Product: protein phosphatase, Mg2+/Mn2+ dependent, 1La
Exons: 4
Coding region: 525-1616 (363 amino acids)
Biological process (GO): protein dephosphorylation
Molecular function (GO): protein serine/threonine phosphatase activity; cation binding
Source: RefSeq, a predicted model, not a curated record
GUCGGAAGGUUGUGUAUUUGUGUGUGUGUGUGUCAAAUGUGUUGUUGAUGCGGAGACUCAAUCGGCAAAAAUCUGACAGUAGGAACGGGGUCAGCGGUGAAGAAGAAGGACGUAUCGCAGUCGCAUUGUCGGCUAGUCCUCCUGGUAACUCCCAUGUUUGUCUGCGGGGUGGGUCAAACCCAAAAAAUCCGUCAUCUUACAAUGGGCUGUGGGAAAUCGGCUCAACUCAGAGAAUCUUCUUGCAGCUGUUUAGAGAGACGGGGAUAGGAACAAGACGCCGAGUUGAACCAAUGAGGGUGGCCUGCUCGCUUUUGUCCUCUGUUUUCGGCCCGGUGUCUUGCAGCCAAACCGUGCACAGUGCGUAAAUGCGCUCGGAGCAGGCAGCCCUGCGAAGAGCACAAAUGUUGAAAUUCAGUCUUUUUCUGACACUGUGGUAGGGAAUCGAUUUCUUCAUAGUUCCGCUGAGCGGAUGGAGUGAAUUGUGCAGACGGGGAAAGAGACAGACCGCAGUUUGGUUGCGUGUGAUGAUAGGAGACACAAUGACGCUUUUGUCUCUUUUGGGUCGGAUCAUGCGUUAUUUUCUCCUCAGGCCGGAGACUUUGUUUCUGUUAUGCAUAAGCCUGGCGCUGUGGAGUUAUUUCUUCCACACGGACGAAGUGAAAACCAUUGUCAAGUCCAGCCGGGAUGCCGUGAAGAUGGUGAAGGGGAAAGUGGCGGAGAUGAUGCAGAAUGACCGGCUGGGAGGCCUCAGUGUCCUGGAUGCCGAGUUCUCCAAAACCUGGGAGUUCAAGAACAACAACGUAGCCGUGUACUCCAUACAAGGGAGGAGAGACCACAUGGAGGACCGCUUCGAGGUGCUCACCGACAUCACCAACAAGAGCCACCCGUCCAUAUUCGGGAUAUUUGAUGGUCACGGUGGCGAGGCUGCAGCUGACUAUGUGAAGGCCCACCUGCCCGAGUCCCUGAAGCAGCAGCUGCAGGCCUUUGAGAGAGAGAAAAAAGAGAGCGCUCUCUCAUACGCCAGUAUCCUCGAGCAGCGCAUCCUGGCUGUGGAUCGUGAGAUGCUGGACAAGCUCUCUGCAAAUCAUGAUGAAGCAGGAACCACAUGCCUGAUAGCACUGCUGUCAGACAGAGAGCUCACGGUGGCCAAUGUCGGAGACUCACGUGGUGUGUUGUGUGACAAAGAUGGGAACGCUGUUGCCCUAUCUCAUGACCACAAGCCGUAUCAGCUUAAAGAGCGCAAGAGGAUCAAGAGGGCAGGAGGUUUCAUCAGUUUUAAUGGAUCAUGGAGAGUCCAGGGAAUCCUCGCUAUGUCUCGCUCCCUAGGGGAUUACCCACUGAAAAACCUCAAUGUAGUAAUUCCCGACCCCGACAUAAUGACCUUUGACCUAGACAAACUGCAGCCAGAGUUCAUGAUCCUGGCCUCUGACGGCCUGUGGGACGCCUUCAGUAACGAGGAGGCAGUGCGGUUUGUCCGCGAGCGUCUGGAUGAGCCUCACUUUGGUGCCAAGAGCAUCGUCCUACAGUCUUUCUAUCGUGGCUGCCCCGACAACAUUACCGUCAUGGUAGUGAAGUUUAAAAGUGGAGCAGGGGGGAACAGCAAGGCGGGGGAGUAGGUGAGGCUCACGUUUAAAGCUCACAUUGUGAUCAGUAUAUUUUUUCCCAUCUUCUGGAUGUGUCAGUAAAUGCAUCAUCUCAGAAGGACUGGGAGAAGGAUGGACAUUGAGAAUUGUACUUUUAACAACUGCACACACAUGCAAGAGAAAUGUACACACACACACAUGCAGUGAUAUAUGAAAAUGAAGUUCAAUUUGAUUUGAUUUGUUUGAAAAAAGGGCAUUCAAACACAAUACAGUUCACAACCAUCUACUAAAUGAUUAAUAAUACAGUACCAAGGCUACCAGACACAGGGAGGUUUUCUCUUAACCAGCACACAUUAGACUGUGACUGCUUCACUACUGUUUACUGUACAUGCACACAAAUAGUCCAGCUCCACUGGAGGCUUCUUCAGAGGAGGCUUCAACUAGUGCCUACACAAGAGUUACUGUGCAACUGCAGGAAGUUGCUGAAAAUGCAACUGCAAAAACACCACCCAGCUUGCUGCAUUUUGACGGUUCUCUAAAGUGUUGUAUGCAUCUGUUUGUUGAAUAUAAGAAGACUCCAGUGGAUCUAUACCUCUGUCUAACUUAUGGUGAUGAGACACCCAAAUCUAACUCUUAAGAAUGAAACACUCACGUCAUGGCUUGAGGAAUGACUGUUAAAGCUUUAGGAGUUUUAUUCAUGUGCAUUUAUUUCAAAUCCAGGCCAGAUAGAGCAGAUUCUAAAACUGAGCAGUCAGAUAAAUGGAAUAAGGUAGAAGGUAAGCACUGACAGGAUGUUUAUGGCCCUAUGAGCUUAAAUUUUUUUAGGUGGUACAUGUUUUAAACAUCUUUGAAUUAAGGAAAACUUUUUUAAAGUAAUGUUUGAUGUCUACUUUGGAGUAAUUUGUAAUGAAUUGUCCAAAUACAAGCUAAAGAAGUUUUUUUUUUUUUAAAUGGAUAUAUAGCAUAGCAGAUUUUUUUACUCAAAUUAAAAUGGGCAUAAAGAGGAUCUGUCUGUACAUAAUUUUUCAAAAUAUUUGUCUUAUUGCUUUAGAAAAUAAAAGAUUCAGUUCAGCUUCUUCUCCUUGAGGAGCUCCAACAGAGGGCCCUCUGCAGCUAUUUAACAUUACUGCUGGUUCCCAGACCGGUUCCCAGCUUAGUCCCACAGGCUUGUUUCAGAGGUGAUCCUCAUUUAAUUUUUCUUUCAGUCUGGGUCUUCUCUUAAUCCUUAAUCUCUCAGUCAACAUUACCCUGGAAGCUGAAAUGAAAGUCAUUUUUCAAGUCUGUAGAAGGCGUGUGAUACUCAAAAGUGAAAUUUGGGGGUGGAAUGCAACUUUAACUGCAACACAAACAUACACCACAUCAGCCACAACCUUAUAACUGCCUACCAAAUAAUGUGUGGAUUGUCCUUAUCAAAACAGCUCUGAUCCAUUACAGCAUAGACACUGGAAUUCUAGGAGGUUCCUUUGUGUGUGUGUGGGACCAGGAUGUUGAUAAAGGAUGCUUUGGAUCAUGUGGGUUGCAGGGUAAUGAAAAGGGAAUUUUCACAAAAAAGCUAAUUUUUUUUUUUUUUUUUUGUGGUACAGCAGAAUGCACUGCAUUGUUGUAGGUGGGUAAGAUGUGUUAAAGUAAAUUAAUUAUGAAUACAGUGUCUUAAGUUUUCCCAGAAAAAACUAACAAGCAUUGCACUGUAAUGAGAUCAUCAAUGGUAUUUGCGCCACUUGUGAGUGGUUUUAAUGUUGUGGCACAUACACAUAUCUCCACACAAAUACACGGUUCUGAAAAAAAAUGCACUUUUCAAAUGUUUAUUUUUUAUUGAAUGGUAAAUUCUUACAUAUCAGCCAACAUAAACACUGUUUACCCUCAGUAAUGCAAGAGGGUUUUAUUCUGUGUUGAGUCUGACACUCACCUCUUUGCAAGUCUGCAGUGCUAGUGUGAAGUGUUCCAUCAAAGUGGAUUUACACUGUCUGUAUCAGGGCAUGUGCUUCAGCUUACCCGUGUUCAUGAACAAAUUACCUAACAGCGUGUAACAAUGGACACAGGUGGCUGCCUUUGACCUGCGAAGCACAUGAAGCAGGAAGUGCAACGAACACAUCUCGACCGUGAAAGACUGACUCAAAAGAUGUCUCAUCACAAACUGUAAAGCUGCAGUCAGAAUGCUUGUAAUUAGAAAUACGAUAUGCUCCUGAAGCAAUACAACUGGUGUCAAUGACAGCAGCAGUCUGUCAACAAAAGUUACAGUAAACCAUACUUGAUUUACUGCUGUUUUAAAUUCACCUUUUACCACUGUGUAUCAUGACUUUUCAUCAGUUGAAAUAGACGAGUUUUUCUUUUCUUUUUGUAAUUUAACAGUUUACCUAAUGCCUUAUUUAUUGUUCAGUUUUUUUGGGAUGUCUCAGGCAGAUUGCCAAAUCAGUGUAAUGUAUUUUCAUUUUUUUUGUCCUUCUGUACAUGAGCAGAAGUUUACAAUAAAACAAAUACCCAUGACUUUAACGUGAGAAAGCUCAAAGUAUUAAACUCUUUCAUCUGAAA